AUGGCAGCUGCCGAAGCCCUGCGCGAGCAGCUGGCAGAGAACUUCUGUGGCGAGUUGGUGGAGGAAGUGAUCUCGCUCUUUGCCCGGGCCGAUGUCGAUGGCAGCGGUACCAUCAGUGCUGGUGAGUUCCGCCCGCUCCUGUCGGAGCUAUACCUGUGGACGAGCACACCUGUCUUCGAGGACAUGAUUGAAGAAGAGGCCAGCGGACUCAUGCGGGAGUUCGACAAGGACAAAGACUCGGCGUUAGAUGCCAGGGAGUUCUGCACAAUGCUGAAGACCUCCCGGCUGGCCAAGGUCCUGAAGGACCAGUGGAGGUCUCCGACGACCCCAGAGGAGCAGGAGUUCAGCACUCCGCAGGGUCAGCCGGAGGAGUUCCGAAGGAAGAGCUCCGAGCCGAUCUACAUAUUCGAGAAUGGCGACAGGCUUUACGACGCGACCUUGGCCGGCCUGGAUGAGGAGCAAGAGUCGCAAGUUGAUCCCCUGCGACUCUUGGAAUUUCCGGCGCCCCUCGACGCCCUGGGGGUCCUGAAGCACGUGGAAUUGUGGGCCCGGGGCAACACCGACUCCUUCGUCGAAGUCAAGGCGGUUGUGGUAGAUAGCCGGGACAAGCCUCUUUCGACGCGCCUGGCCGUGGGCUUGCUCUACACGCCCCAGGACUUCUACUCGCUGGCAGACUUCCUGAAAGUACAUGACUUCAAGGAAGGCGUCCUGAUGAGGAACGAUGCCAAGCUGUAUGCUUGCGCAGCACUCGCCAGCACCAUGCGGUACCUCAAUGAGACUUGCUCCCGGCCGUAUCAAGGCACUUCCCUGGACCACUUCACUUUGACGAAAAACCCAGAGGGUUGGCACUUCGGCUACCGCCUGCGUCUCCGGUGCGCUUUCUCUACAGAUGAUUAUCAGCGCGGCAAGGUGAUGCCGGGUCCGCUCGGUGUGGAAGAAAACUUGAAGCUCUUGGCAGAUCUGAUCUGGUUGAUUCAUCACUUCUCAACAGAGGAUGAGGACUCCGCGUGCACUGUUGCCACGUACACAUCCAAGCGCUUCCUGGCGAAGGAGAUCAAUGGUGAAAAAGUGCCACUGAGAGCAACCAGGCAGAUUCUGGAAGAGUUGUGGACACAGAGUGAAGGUAAAGUCAACAUGGACCACAUCACCAAAAAGCUGCAGACUCAAGCGCUUGAGCUCGCCGAGGGCUGCAAGCCCUUUCUCCUCCGUGUAUGUCAGUUCUUUCCGAAGCCGAAAGUAGCCGAUUCGGAUGGCAGUUUCACCCCUGCAAGCACGGAAGAGGCGUCAGAACGCAGCCAUGAAAUUGCCAUGUGCCCCUGA
Molecule: messenger RNA, 1320 nt
Organism: Symbiodinium natans
Lineage: Eukaryota; Dinophyceae; Suessiales; Symbiodiniaceae
Source: the annotation of a GenBank genome assembly